Molecule: messenger RNA, 882 nt
Organism: Calypte anna (Anna's hummingbird)
Lineage: Eukaryota; Metazoa; Chordata; Aves; Apodiformes; Trochilidae
Product: Bloom syndrome protein-like
Exons: 3
Coding region: 82-882 (266 amino acids)
Source: RefSeq, a predicted model, not a curated record
GUCGCGGUAGCGCGUGGUGAGCGCCGCGCCCUGUGUGCGGAGAGCGCCCCCUGUGCGCGGGGCGGUGCUGCGGGUGCCGCCAUGGCGGCGGUGCCUCAGAACAACCUGCGGGAGCAGCUCCGCCUUCACUCGGCCCGCGGGGCCCUGCGCCAGCCCGCACCGCCCCGCGCACACCGCCACGCCGGUUUCACCUUCAAGAAGCCGGGUGCUGCCGCAGCCCCGCACGGGGAGCCCCGCGGCCCCGGCUCCGCGCUGCGGGACAAAGAUGUCAACACGUCCCUGCCCGCACUGCCCUCCUCCCUCCCCGCCUCCCGGCACAGCAAAACCCAAAUCCAGGAGUUCUUCCCGGCGGUGUCCGGGGGACGCAGCCUCGAGCCGGGCCCCGCCGGGACCCCGCAGACCCCGCACGGCCCCGCGGCCUCGGGAAAGCGGAGCGGGACCGGGGGGCUGCCCCGCACCGGCCCCAUCACCAUCGGGGACGAGUGGGACGACAUCGACGACUUCGACUUGUCGGGAACGGAGAAGAAGUACGGGAGGGCUCCGGCCCUGCCCAGCCCCGAGCAGCCGCCCCGCAGCCAUCCCGGGCGUGCGGGGGCUGAGCCGCGGCCCCGAGCCUGCCCCCCGCACUCGGGGGAGAGUUCGUCUGCGGAUGUGGCUGGGGAGGAGGACACGGAGGGGGCUCACACAGCUGCUGCUGCUCAAGGUGGUGAGAGCCAGAAGCCAGGCAGUGACCAGACAAAGAGCCCCCCAGGGCAGGAUGAGCCUGACUUUGAGCCCUUCCCCCUCAUCGACCUGGAAGAGGAGGAUUACUUAGAUGUUAUCCCACCCUCCCCUGAAGAGGAGCUGCCCUCCAUCUCUCCAUCUCUGAAAAGCAUCAGGUAA